Molecule: messenger RNA, 8225 nt
Organism: Cynoglossus semilaevis (tongue sole)
Lineage: Eukaryota; Metazoa; Chordata; Actinopteri; Pleuronectiformes; Cynoglossidae
Exons: 11
Coding region: 278-7630 (2450 amino acids)
Source: RefSeq, a predicted model, not a curated record
UCGUUGUAGUUCCUGGUUGAUGGGAUAACACGCUUUCGGAGUCUUUGCUCAGCACAUAAUAUCAACUUUUUAAAGCAUGGAUUUACAAGAUUCUUAGAUCACAAAACAACCACCAAGCGAAGGAAACACCGAAAGAGAACCGUGUCGGUUGUAGGUUGUGCCGGAGGCAUGUCUGUGUAGACUGUGCUGCACCUUUACUCACAUUAGGCUAAGCUAAGGUAGCGUGUAACCGCCUGCUAAGCGGCUAACUUAACAGCUAGCCUCGGUGCAGAUCAAAAUGACUGACUGCUGCGCCGUACUGAGCUGUGAUUUCAAACCAGGAGAAGCCACCACUGCGCUUUUCAGCUUCCCUGCGGAUCCAGGGCGUUGUAAACAAUGGUUGAACAACUGUCAUCGUGAAGAUUUGUCAUCAGAACCUCCGGAACAGUUGCAUAAACUGUACAAACUCUGUGCAAAGCACUUUGAUCCCUCUAUGAUUUCUCAACAGGGUGCCUCUUGUUGGGUCCUGAGUGAAGAUGCUGUUCCAACAAUAUUUGACCACACAUUAGCUGAGAAUAACCAACCUGCCAGCAACAGAAAACGAGCAGGAGAUCCUUGUGAUGAUGAGCCAACCUCUGUGAAAAAAACGAAAGCAGAUAACACAGAUGGUUUAGAAGUGACUGGACAGACGAGAGACAUAUCUGAAGAGUAUAGUGAAAUACCUAAACUACAGAAUGAUGACCAAAUCCCAGAGGAUGGAGUCGGCUCCAAAGCAAAAGAGACUCUAAAAGUGUAUUUUAAAGAGAUUUUGGCACUGACUGGAUUCAGCAUCAAUGAUGCAAACAUCAACACCGAUGAGCUUGGUGGUGCUCGGGUUCAGCAAGCCCUCAAUCCUAUCUGUGUGGAGAAAAUCGACAAGAAGGAAAUUCUGCAGUUCAGCGAGAACCUCAUGCAGGAGGAGAUCCAGAACAGCCUCAGACAGGCACGCUUCUUCUCUAUUCUGCUUCAGGAUGUGACGAGCAUAGAGGGCAAGGAACAGAUCCCAAUUUUCAUCAGGUCUGUUACUGUCUCUGGGUUCCCACAGAAGUACCUGAUUGGUUUUCUGCCAUGUGAUCUUGAUGCAGAGAAUCUCUUUUACAUGCUCCUUUCUGAGUUAAGAAACAAGUGGGGGCUGAGGAUGGAGCACUGCAGAGGACUCACUUACCUAGUUACAGGCAGUAUUUGCCAGAAAAUUCGGGACCUAACCUGCAAGAUUCUUCAGGAGUUUCCACAGGUAGUUCUGGCACCAAGUGAACCAUAUGCAUUCAACAUAUGGAUCAUUCGCUGCAUGCCAAUGCCCUCCAUUCAGAAGACUGCAGACACUGUUGAGGAAGUGGCCUCAUUACUCAGGAGAACACCAGAGCUAUCCAGUAGAUUGGAGGGAAAUAUCCAGAUGACUUAUGGGCAUAUAAAAGGUGAAGUGGACAGAAUUAAAGCAGCUAUCAGUGGGAAUUGGGAAUAUAGCACUGAUGCCUUCCAGACAAUGAUAGAGAUUCUGGAGCCAUUUCUCAACAGCAUCAAUGAGAUGAUUUCAAAAGUAGAUGAAGAGACUGCUGAACAGAUGGCAAAGCUCAAGCUGGUUUUGAGGAAUUUCAACUUCAUCAUCACACUUAUUGUUCUGAAGAACACACUCUGUUGUGUGAGUAUACUCAACUCAAGUCUCAGGGGAAUAAUAAGCAUCAGCAGUACCUUGCAGUACACCAUUUCCAAUGCCUUAAAGCUGGUGAACAAAUAUCAACAGGAGCUUGCUGUUUUUCACAAGAAAUGGAUUGCAGAUGCAGUUGGCCGAGCCAAAAAGCUGGGAGUAGAGGUUAUCAAACCAGAAGUUGACCAUGAAGAUGCAGCUGAAACACCACUGGAGGACUUUUACAGAGAAACUCUGAGCAGGCCAAUCUUACAGUAUCUUGUUGCAGAGUUGAAGAGGGUGUUUAGCGUUGAGAUGGUGAGGAUUCUGCGAUGGCUUUCACUUGUGCCAUCCUACAUGGCUGACCACAAUUUUAGCAUUCGCAGAGAUAAAGUAGCAGAUGCUAACUUGAACAACCUGGCAAGGCCAGACUCGUUCUACGAAGAGCUGGGCUGUUGGGAAGUGAAGUGGAGGCAUGCCAGCAAGCGCAGAAUUCUACCAACCACAGUCUUUGCCACUCUCAAGAUUCCUGAUAUAGAGUUUUAUCCGAAUGUCCAGAGCUUGCUGCGCGUCUUGGGCACUGUUCCGUGUGUCAACGCAGAGGCAGACGUGUACGGCCAGUAUCACAUGGUACUGGAACGAUGCCAGGCCUACUUAAAAGCCACACCAGUGGACCAACGACAGUGCAGCAUGGCAUAUAUUUAUGUCAACCAAGAUGUGCACUUCAGUGUUGAACAAAUGGUGGAAUUGUACGUCCAAAAGCAUCCAGACAUCCUGCAGCUGCUUCACACAAAUGAAGACACAAAAGAAAAACCUAUCAAAUUGGAAGCCCACGGAAACCAUGCAGAAAAAGACACUGAAGAAGAAUUACAGAUCUUAAAUCUUGAGAUGGAUGCUGAAAGGCUUGUGGAGAUGAAAUGUGCAGAGACUGAUCGAGAAGCUCUCAAAGCUGCCUUACAGUCUGCGAUGACAGCUGCAUUCACUAGUCAAAACAGGGUAGCUAGUGACAAUUCUGCUCAGGAUGGAGAAGUUGAAUAUGUCACCAAGUCUGAAAUGAAAGAAGUUCUCUCAGUGUGUGAGAGUGCUGUCAGGGAGAGAAUCCUCACUGAAGUGGGAAGUUCAUUCUUUUCCUUGUUUAUUGACCGUGUUGUCAAAUUUGGGGAGAAAGACUACCUCCCACUCUUUCUACGCUUUGUGGACAGUUUCGAUGUCAUGCGACUGGAGCUGAUUGGAUUCCUUGAGGUUGAUCUCGAUUGCGAUAUGAUGGUGCAGCGUCUCAUGGAAAUAGUUACGGAAGUGUGGCGUCUUGAUUUGAACAACUGCAGAGGUCAAGCAUACCUAGGCUCUGGUGAUGUCUCUUACAAGCUGAAAGCUUUUGCCUGUAAAGUCCAAGAGAAGUAUCCUCUUGCUAUAAGCACACACUGCUCAGCCUACUCAUUUAACACUUGGUGGUCAAAGACCACCCCAGUCCCUGCAGUUAAAAGAGCUAUAGACACAUUUGAAGACGUUUUGACGUUUUUUGGUAGCAGUGCUAAUUUAGAAAAACAGCUUGACCAAGUGAUAGCCAAUGGUCUGAAAGAAAGCUAUGAAAAGGCCCAGAGGUUGCAAGGGACAUUCUGUCUCCAGUGGCCGGAGAAGCACGAUUCCUAUGAGGUGUUUGUGCAGAUGAUGGAGCCCUUGGUUGAAUGUUUGGAGAAAGUAAAGAACAACCCACAGAGGUGGACCUCAGUGAUGUCAGAGCAGGCUGGUGCCCUUCUUGGCAAUUUGUUGGAGUUUGACUUCAUCAUGGCCAUGGUGGUUUUAAAGAAUGCAUCCUCCUUUACCAGAGAGCUGAGUGCUGGUCUUCAAAAAGACCACUUCAGUGCUGUGUCUCAUCUUUGCCAAAUCAGUGGUAUUGUGGCUUCCCUGAACAGAGUUAAAACAAAUAUGAAGGUGUUUCACCAAAACUGGUUUGAUGAGGCAUGUGCGAUGGCAAAAAAUCUUAAAGUACAGAUUGAAGUGCCUGAACAGUCUUUGCCAAAGGAUGGUAUGAUAAAGCCAGUUGGUUACUACAAAGACAGUUUAAGUGUGCCCCUGGUGGAUAACCUAAUUAAUACAGUUAAGGACCAUUUUUCAGAUGACCACAUUGAAGCUCUCAACUUCCUCUCUCUGGUGCCGUGCUCUGUCACAGUCAGUUACAUGUUUGAGAGAUUGAAGUCAAAGCCCCCGCUCUACAGCAGUGAUCUUCCUGACGCUGACAACUUUUUCACUGAGCUUUGCUGUUGGAGGGUAACUUGGAAAACCAAGGUGGCUUCUGUGACUGUCCCAAGCUCCAUAUUUCAUACAUUGCGUUUGCCACUAAUGCAAUACUUUGGAAACAUCAAUACACUGCUAAGGAUUAUGGCUGUGUUACCAAGCACAGCGCUGGAAGAUUGUGAUGUUGUAAUGCGCCACAAAAAAUUCCAGGAAUAUCUGAGAAAUACAGAUCCUAAAGACAGGUCCACAUGCUUGGCCAUGCUGCAGGUGGGAACGGACUUCAAGAGAGAUCUGGAUCGCAUGGUUGCUCAGUGUUUGAAGAUUACUCCCCAAGCAUUGGAGGGUAUUUGUCUGGACCAGGAAUCCAAAAAUUUCAACAAGAAUGCUGAAAACAACAUGGAAGUUGAUCCUGUCAACGAGACAGUGGAGCAGCCCCAACCUGAACUGUGCCCUGACAAAAUUGUGGCUCAAGAAAUAAAAGUUGAGAUAGUGGAUGAAAAUGACAGUACUGGAGAUAAUCGACAAAGUCUAGCAACAGUGUUCAGAUUUGCGGCACUGCUUGGAAAAAAGAAUUGCAGUCUCUCCGAUCUGUCAGAAGAGGACAAAGACCUUUUAAUCCACGAGCUCAGCAUGUGCCACUGGUUCCAGAGAGAGAACAAAGGUGAUGGUGGCAUGGUCAACCUCCUCAACAAUGCCAUCAGAGAUGCCAUGCUCAAAGAAAUUCAAGAAUCCCCCUUCUUCUCACUUAUCACAGACAAACCCAUUAAAAUUGCAGACAAGACGCAUUUGCCUGUUUUCAUAAGGUAUGUUGGAGAAUCUGCCCCCAAAGUUGAGCUGAUGGGUUUCUUGCCAUUUCAUGAAAAGUGUCACGUUGAUACACAAGCAAAUAACCUUGCAAAGAUUCUCACUGAGGACUGGGGGUUACCAAUGUCUCAAUGUCGAGGACAGGCGUUCAUGCAUAUGGGCCCAGGGUACCAGAGCCUGAAGAAAAUGUCUUUGGAUUUCCUGCAGAGUUACCCACUCUGUGUUGUAACCCCAAGUGAGUCGUGUGGCCUUGCCCAUUGGCUGGUAGGGAGUGUGCCUUGCCCCUCAGUAGCUAAAAUGUUGGAUAUAACUGAAGACCUGCUUCUGUUCUUUGAUCAGUAUCCUGGUCUAGAGGGACAGUUGGCGCAGGCUGUUGAUGGGCUGUUGGAUAUGCCAAGAGAAGCCCUGGAGGAGUUCCCAGAAACAUGUUGCUCGAGGUGGAGAAAGAGAGAGGACUUCUUUGAUAUACUUGCUAACACAUUAGAGGGUAUUCUCAGCUGCCUGGAUGUUGUUAGCUCCAGUGCCACAGGAGCCAAAUUGAUGAAUGCACAAAUCCUCUCCACUGCUCUACGUAAUAUGGAUUUCAUUGUCACCCUUGUGAUUUUAAAGAACGCUUGUGCUCCUCUACGUAACUGCAGCACUGUCUUUCGCUGCGGAAAUCCCGCUGACAUCCUCUGUGAAGUAGAGAAAAUCCCGUCACUCAUAGAGACUCUGAACAAAAUGUUAGAAAAUGUGAGUACUUUGCACUCCACAUGGUUCGAGCAGGCCUUCCAGCUGGCCUCCAAGGUAGCACCUGAACAAGUGUGCUUUUCAGAGGAAGCUAACAACUAUGAAUCACCCGAGAUAUAUUACAGAGAAAAUCUGAGUGUUCCUCUCCUCAACAGUCUUAUUGAUGAGAUGAAGUUCUGCUUCUCUGAGAGUCACUUGAAAGCCCUGUCAGUCCUCUCAUUGCUGCCUUCCUGCAACCCACAACCAAUUCUUUCCGAGUCCACAGAAAAGCCAUUCAGCCUCUACCUUACAGAUCUACCUGAGCCUGAAGCGGCAGAGCAGGAAGUCAAUAUCUGGGCCUCUGUGUGGAGAGACAAAUUCCAGGAUGUUGCCCCACCAACAUCCAUUGCUGAAACACUGAUUCACCCUGAGUCAAAGAACCAUCCUACCAUUACUCUACUGCUCAGGCUGGUCGCUGUCCUGCCCAGUGUUAGUAUGGAGUAUGAUCUGAUGAAGACCACACUAAAUUCCAUAAGGGAUCUGUUGAAAAACACUUUAUGCAAAGGCAGCAUAGUGGAUCAUGUGAUGCUCCUCUCCCACUGUAAAACCCUGCAGAGGCUACCAGAGGUCAUUGAGAAGUGUGUUGAGGUGGAUCCACAUAGUGUCUCCUGUCUGUCUCAGGUGAUGACAACUUUAAAAAAGCUGAAGUUGAUCAAAGCUGAAGUAAAUACAGAUGAGUCACUGGAGGUUUCCACUGGAGCAGCGGCGCCUAAUGGUGGGGAUGUGAUUUCGGCUGAUACAGAAGUGACGCUGACUGUGGUUCAAGAACCAAGACAAGCUGUGUCUUUCUACGAGCCACAGCUGCGCGAACAGAUCAUCAAGGAACUCUGGGACUCUCAGUUCUUCACCAUUUUUACACAGCAAGCUGUUGAAAUAGAUGGAGAGCUCUACAUUCCCCUGUGCAUCAGGUACCUGCACAAAGAGGACAUCCAGUGUGAGGAGACGCUGGCCUUCAUCCCUUUCAUUGAAGACCCAGUUUCCCUUGCAGAAGCCAUUGAGACUGUCCUCUCUGAGAAGUGGGGGCUGAACAUGGAGUACUGCAGAGGACAGGCUUCACUAAGUGUGGGUGAAUUAGGAGCUCAGAUGAGGGCGGUGAGUGUAGCAAUAAAUACAAAAUAUCCCCAGGCUGUAAGAACUGUCUCUUCUGCUUUGUCGCUCAACCUGUGGCUGGCCAAAUCUUCUCCUGCUCAAGGAGCAGCUGAUGCAUCUUCUCUUGUCAGCAAAAUAUUACACUGGCUCACUGAAGAUGCUGAACGUCAGAACAAACUGGAAGACAUGAUACUUUACGUCUUCAAGGAAGAUGAAAGAAGUGGCUGUGAGCUGCAGGACAAACUCGUCAAAAACUGGGAGAAAUGUCAUGGCAUGCACGAAGUGAUAGUAGAGAUUUUAGAGGCAGUCACGCUCUGCCUAAAUGAGCUGAAAAGUGAGGGAAGUAUUUCAAACCAGCAGCAAGCAUCACAGUACUUGGAUCAAAUCAGAAAUUUUGAUUUUAUCCUCUUUACAGUUGUACAAAAACACGUCCUGAGUGUUACUAAAGAGCUCAGCCACUCUCUCCAGGGCAAACCCUUAGACAUGUUACUUGCUGUGAAAACAAUACCCACCGUUAAAGAAUCCCUCAAUAAACUGAAGAGUGAUAUUGACACGCAUCACAAGGUCUGGUUUGAAGAAGCUGUCACACUGGCUUUUAAACUCCAUGUCCCUAUGUUGCAUUCAGUGCUUCUAGAGCCAUUGGGUGACUUUUACAAAGAAUCAGCAAGCUUAAAAGUUGUGGAGCACUCAAUAGCAGAGAUUGACAACCUCUUCACAGAAAAGGUAUUGGAUACCAUGAGGUGUCUUGAGAUUGUGCCUUACGCAAUGUCCAAAGUAGAAACCAGCAUCCUUAGUGGUCUGGUGUUCCGCCUGUACAAGGAGGACUUACCAGAUCAGGCCUCGCUUCACACUGAGAUUAAGUCAUGGAAGGAAAAAUGGUUCGAUCCCUUGGCUGGCUACCUUCCAACUACUGUCCUCGACACCUUAAAGACAUCGCAUAUAAGAAGUUUUAGUAACAUUGAGACUUUGCUUAGACUCCAGGUCAUCUUGCCAUUUUCAAGAAGGGAGAGUGAUUUCAGGGAAGGGAGAAGAAGCUUACAGGAGUUCAUGGGCCAGAAAAAGAGAUCUAUCUCUGAGCUCCAUCCUCUAUAAGUGUUAGAGGUCUUCCAUCAGUUAGCAGGUUUUAGAAAUGCAUUUGAGAUGCCACCAUUACCAUCUUGUCUUCUUAAUUCAAAAGAUUUCUGUGUACAUUGAUCUAAAUUCUUUAAAAUUUGCUUUCAUCGUUUUCCUGCAAACCGGUCUCUACGUUAUUUUUUAUGUCUGUAGUCUGUUCUAUGAAAUUGCCCAGUGGGACCAAUGUCAUGGGGGGGAAAAAAAGCAAUGCUCCACUGAUGGUUAUCAAUGCUUGUGUGCCUUUGAUGCAAAUCUAAUAAUUCACCCCAUGUGUUAUGAUUAUACAUAAGUCAAAAUUUGUCCCAUUGCUGUGUGAAACAACUCUAUUUUUAUCAUAAAAUGACCAGACUGAUUUCUGUAUCGAUAGAUCCAUUAUACCUAUGGAAUUGCACCCUUACUCUGUCCUGGGCACAAGUAGAAGUAGUUCCAUGUUCUUCUCAGAUGAUUUCUAAUGUCACCUGUUUCUUUGCAGGAAUGAUUUUGCUGUAAACGUAUGCUUAAAAGAUUGUUUCCUUCAGAGGGAAAUCCUUCGUAUAUAUAUUUGUCAGAAAAGUAAUAAAGGAAUUGAAAAAAA